Molecule: messenger RNA, 1430 nt
Organism: Hippoglossus stenolepis (Pacific halibut)
Lineage: Eukaryota; Metazoa; Chordata; Actinopteri; Pleuronectiformes; Pleuronectidae
Product: vasorin
Exons: 1
Coding region: 3-1382 (459 amino acids)
Biological process (GO): neuron projection regeneration
Molecular function (GO): protein binding
Source: RefSeq, a predicted model, not a curated record
UCAUGCUUUGGUGCAGAUGUGGCGUCCUACUGCUUCUGUGCAUCUGUCCACUAACGUGCCUCACGAUGUCCUCCUGUCCGCCGGGCUGCUGCUGUCCUGGCCCGGGAUUUCUGGUUCUGUGCGAGUCCCUGAAUCUCAGGUCCCUUCCUCGCCCGGUCCCUCUCAGCACCUCGGCUCUGUCUGUGGCCAGGAACCAGCUCUGUAAUGUGGACCACCUGCUCCGGCCCCUCUCCAGCCUCCAGGAGCUCAGCCUCAGUCACAACCUGCUGGCCCGCUUUCCUCGUGGCCUGCCUCCCAGCCUGGAGUCCCUGCUGCUGCAGGAGAACCGCAUCACUUACAUCACGGCAGGUGGCCUGAGGCAGCUGGGGAACCUCACUCAUCUGGACCUGGAGGACAACCGCAUCCGAGCCAUCCAGCCCGGGGCCCUCCAGGCUCUCAGCAAGCUGCAGGUCCUGACGCUGAAGGGGAACAACCUCAGCAGCCUCCCCAGGAACCUCCCCCCAUCACUCACCCACCUGGACCUCUCAGCUAACUGCAUCUCGACCCUGGACCUGCCCUCGCUGUCCCCCCUGGUAAACCUGCAGGUCCUGAAGAUCAACAGCAACUGCCUGCGCUCAGUCCCGGACCGCGCCUUUGAAAGGCUGCCACUUCUCAGGUCUGUAGACCUCACAAACAACCUGUGGGUGUGCGAGUGUGACAUCUUGUAUCUCUACCGCUGGCUGCUGAACGGGAGGCUGAAGAUGGCGACAGACUUGGUGUGCACCGAGCCCGUCCAUCUCGCUCACCUUCUGCUCCUGAACCUCUCCGUCAUGGCUCUCUGUCCUCGUGUCCUGACGCCAAACGAGAGGACGCCACAGUCACACCUCAGCUCUGCGACAGUGAAGCCGACAGAGCGAAGCUUGUUUGAAAACAUGAAGGAUAUGGGAGACUUGCCAAUAUCAAAAUUAACCACUGUUGCUGUGUUUUCCAAAGAUGUUCCAGAGACUCGUGUGUUACUUGAACACUUCACUUUACAGACGCUCACCUAUGAGGAGUGUUUAAUUCUAAAUAAAACACAGUCUGUGAGCCCAUCAAACUUAAAGACUGUUACUUAUCCUCCUGAUGAGGAACAGAAAUGUCCAAACAUCACAGGUCGAUACCCUCAGAGUAACACGACCUCUGCUGGAGAGACACAGUCGUUACUCCCUACGAACAGAGACGCACCCUGGCUCACUCCAGCCCCACGACAGUUCACACAACAAAGCUCUGUGGCGGUCAUCUCUCUGCUCACUGUGCUGUGUGUAUUAGUAACUCUCCUAGUGCUGACGGUGCUACUUGUGUUGAGACUGGUGCUUCGGCGCCAAACGAGGGUGGCCCCGCUUGAUGCAGGGUCCGCUGGAUGACAUCGGCACAGACUCACCGGAAAUGUUUGUAUUCGUUUAAUGCACAAU